Messenger RNA from Oryzias melastigma (Indian medaka), 5459 nucleotides. RefSeq names its product SLX4 structure-specific endonuclease subunit homolog (S. cerevisiae) (gene slx4). Bases 609 to 5129 code for a protein of 1506 amino acids. Gene Ontology annotation, biological process: meiotic DNA double-strand break processing; resolution of meiotic recombination intermediates; interstrand cross-link repair. The record is from RefSeq and is a predicted model, not a curated record. Gene Ontology annotation, cellular component: nucleus; Slx1-Slx4 complex. The transcript has 13 exons. Gene Ontology annotation, molecular function: enzyme binding. Lineage: Eukaryota; Metazoa; Chordata; Actinopteri; Beloniformes; Adrianichthyidae.
GCAGGCGGAGCCUCGGGCGUCGUUUUACUUCCGGGUAGGAAAAAAGUCACGAAAAAUAACUAAUAUUUCAUCAAUACUUUGUUUUUUUUAAUGUUCCAAAGGUAAUGUGUUCUCAUAUGUUGGACAUAGUUCACUCUGAAAGGCUUUAUAAAAUCACGGCAUGGCCCCUUUAAUUCGUUUUUACUGUCACGUGACCGGAAGUCUGAGAUCUAGCGGUUGAAAAGGGAUGUUUGAAAGAUGAAAACAAAAACAAGACAGAUAUUUGUUUCUGUGUGGCAUUUUUACGCCAGGAUUUCACAAAAAUGAUCAAUAGAUCGUGUCAGCGCAGCAACAGAUCCUUAAGCGAUGAGACGUGAAGACAGACGAGAGAAACGGAACCAUCGGACCCGGUAAGACUGAAGCUAGCUCCAUCAGCUGGCUGAUGUUUUCCUCUCGAAUGCUCGAUAAUGAACCACGUGAGGCUGUAGACUUGAGUUCUACGUCAGCUUAGAUGCCCCCUCCGUAGGGAGGUCAGGGUGUUGUGGUCUCAGACUGACGCUGCCGCCCUCAGGCCGGUCACCCGCUAGCAUGCGGCUGGAGCUCCUUCACGUUUGACUGAACCCACCAACAUGGACGACUCUGACCAGGAUUUUGUAGAUUUUAGCUCAAAGUUGUUGAAACGUUUCCGUAAGAAACCGGGAGAAGCAACCAAACAGAGCAGGACAGCGGACCGGCCAACUUCCGGUCAAAGAUGCGUCAAAGAGCAGCGAGGGAGAACGCCAGAGGAAGACUCUGAUGGUGAUGGGGAAGAGGAGGAUCGGGAGGAGGAGGUUACCUUCAGAGGAGGACCUCAGGGAUCAGGAGAUGCUGCGUCAGCAAGUCUGUCAGCUGCCAAGCAUCUGAGGGCGAAGGACAAAGUUCUUCUGCAGAUGCAAAAGUUCAAGAGAUCCAGUCCUCUGAAGAUGGGAGUCAGUCAAGCAAAGCCAUGCCGCGCUGCCCCGGAUCCUCCACGUCAAGAACAAGACGGCGGCGCGUCCCUCAGCUCUGGCUCCUGCGCUGCAGGUCUGGAAGGUGACGAGGCUCUUGCUCUCCGCCUGCAGCUGCAGAUGGACCAGGAGGCAGCAGAAGCUCAGGCAGCGGACCUGGAGGAUGGAGGCCUUUUCUUCUGUCAAAUCUGUCAACGAGACUUGUCACAUAUGAACCCUGAGGGACGAACGCAUCACCUGAACAGAUGUCUGGAUGAGAGUGAAGCCACGCGCCCCGCCCCUUCCUUAUCCUCUGGUGGUCCCGAUUGUCCCAUUUGUGGGAAGAAGUUCAAGUCUCAGAAGAGCUGCUGGGCCCACCUGAAGCGCUGCUCGUCAGACAUGGGAGUUUCUGCUGCAGUGCUGCUGCAGGCUCUGCAGGGACGAGCGCAGGAGGGUCUGAGCGCUGCCAGCACUGUCACAGAGACUGCAGGCACUAAGAGGAAGAGUUCAUCCAAGUCCAACCUUCCAGUGAGGAAGAAGUUCAGGAGGAAGAAGGAGCCUCUAGAUGAGGAGACCAUGGUGGCUCUGGCCCUGUCCACCUCCCUGCUGGAAACGGAGAAGGUGCAGCAGCAGAAGGAGGAGGAGUCUGAGGCGGCGUCCUCUCACUGUGCUGCAGCUGAAGUUCUGAAGUGGCGUUCUGAUGGCGGUAGGGGGCGUGGGAAGAAGAGGAAGGCCCCCGCCCCUCGUCCUCCUCCACUUCUCCUCGUUCAGGACGCUGAGAUGGUCUCAGCCCGCCUGCAGGAACGGGUCGCCGCUCUUCUCCUUCGCUGCCGGGCCCCCUCUCCACCGACCCCCACCCGGCAGCCCAGCACUCUGUCUGGCUGGACCGGAGACGCCCCCUUGUGGCGUGAAAGUGCACUGUCAGUGGAAGGCUGUGCGGGGCUGCCGUUCUUCUGUGUGGCAGAGCUCCAGGAGUUUUUCACCCCAUCAGGAUCCAUAAAGACCCCAUCCAUCGCCUGCAUCAAGCCCCACGCUGUGGGCCAAGGACCACCUGCCACAGAGAGCCACGCCUCUGCCCCGCCCCUCUGCUCCCAGAAUGCCUCUCUCUCCUCGACUCCGCCCACUCCCAGGACAGGGGAGCUGUCGGUGGGCAGCCAGGCCCUUCGAGACCUGAUGGAGCUGGCUGAGGACGGCAUGACGUUGACACAGUAUGGGUACUCGGCUGGAGUUCAGCAUGUGAGCGGCUUCAUCCAGGAGGACUCGGAGCAGCAGGUGGAGAUCUGCAGCAGCCUCCUGGCAGAAACGGGAGACUCCCACAUCCAGGAGGAGAGGAUGGCUGCCCAGUCAGGGGAAGAAAGAGACGCACACAGCCACCAUCCUGCGGCGCUGUCCCGGCUGUCGGCAGACCUCAGUGGGAUGGUGAACAACCCUCAGCUCAGCGAUGUGCAGCUCCAGGUGGACAGUGGAGAAGUGUACCACGCUCAUUCCUUCAUGGUGUACGCACGCUGCCCUCUGCUGGCUGAAAUGCUGCAUGAAAGCGGCUUCAGAGUUCAGGAGGAAGGCUUGCCGGCCGCUCAGCGGGUGGUGCUGAGCGACGUCCCGGGCCAGGCAGUGUUCGUGCUGCUGCAGUACCUCUACACCGCCCAAUGCUGCGUUCCUGCGGCGCUACAACCUCACAUGCUGGAGCUGGCGUCCAGGUUUGAUCUGCAGGAACUGCAGCAGCUCUGUGUUCUCCCCCCAGAGGACGCCACGAUGAAGGAGCGAGAGGAAAACGAGCAUCACACUGACCAGGCCUUCCUAGACCUCCUCAGGUCCAUGUGGAAUGAAGAUGAGGAUGCAGCUGCAGACCUGGAGGAAGGCGGCGGUGAUGGGAAACGGGAGAUUAGUGAGGAGAGAAUGAAUGAGGAAGAGCUGGAGGAGAUCUACGAGUUUGCAGCUACGCAGAAGCAGGAGGAGGAGGAGAGUGAGGAUGUGGAGGAACAGGAAGAAGCACAUUCGCUUGAACCCAGAAAAAGCUUUAUUGAGGAGUCCGAUCAGUCCUCGGAUGGCUGUGGUUCAAAAACCCAAACUGUCCAGGAGAGAGAACCCUCCUCUACCUCCCAGCUGAGAUGGACUCAGUCCAGGAAACGUGACGGUUCUGACGGACCUUUCCUUCAGUCAUCAGGAAGUUCCCUCAGUCCUCCUCCCAGGAUCUUCAGCCUGCCCGGACCAGGACUGUCUCCUGGUCCCGUUGAUGGUGUCAGAGAAGACCAGACAGAUGCAAGUCCAGACAGAAUCCGUCCUCUGCAGAAAGAGGAACCGGACUUCAUUGUUCUGUCAGAUUCAGAUGAUGAGAAACAUGAUGCUCCUGACAAGAGCUACACGCAGAUCCAAUCCAGGCGGGACAGUUUGGAGUCCGGUCCUCCAGAGGGUUCUCCAGAGGUUUCCUGGCUGACCUUCACUCCAGUCCAAGCCGGGAGGAGCUCCAUGAGCAGCUCGACUCAGACCAGGAGCAGCAUGUGCAGGACCAAGCUCUUCUCCAGAGCGGACUCUUCAGCCGCUUUCUCGUCUCCCGUUUCAUCAUCUGGGAUCAAACUUCCAACCUGCAACAGUCCCCAGGAUGUUUCUGUGUCCUCAUCGCGGAGUUGCGUCUCCAGCCUGAAGCAGAACCGGGUUCGUCCCAGGAGUUUAGGUCCUGAAGUGUCUUCAGAAGAGAAGCAGCCCCAUACCCGAGGCUCAGCUCUGCCUGACCCCCAGCCCUGCAUCAGCACCCCCCUGCAGACGGACCACCACCACCAGCCUGCUGACCUUCCUGCUGCCUCCCCCCUCCAUGCUGACAUCAUCAGUCAGAGGAGGAGUUCUCACGUCUCCCCUCAGUCUGCCUCCUCUUCAUCAUCCUGUGUCAGAGGAGGUCCCAGUCCACACAAACUAAGCCCCUCCCCCAGCAGGAGACCCCCCUCUGAGAGCUCCAGCUGGGACAGUCCAGGUGUCAGAGUUCAGGCAGAAGCAGGAAGUGAUGCUGAUGCAGAACAGGAAGCAGGAAGACGUCAGAGCGGAGAGUCCAGCGGUCAGCAAAGUUUCACGGACGAGCCCCCGAUAGCUUACGAUGACUCGUGGGGUCUGGACGUCUGUGAGGAGGCCGACCCGGCCUGCUUCAGCCUGAGACUGGAAGACGGUUCUGGAUCCAGCCUGCAGGAAGCCUCCAGAACCUCCAGCGUUCUCCCUGCCGGUCACAGAGAUCCGCCAGAGGCCGGAGGGUCGACGUCUAACUCCGUACGGCAGAGUCCACCGCCGCCGAGAAGCCGUCACUCCCCCCAUGACCCCACCAACCCCACCUCACCUGAAAGCCAUGGCAGCCUUCUAGACUCUCAGCUGUGGGACAGUUGGAGAGAAGAAGAAGAAGAACUCCCUCUGUCUCAGAGGGUGAACCCAGAACAGCACCUGAAAACCCCAGCCUCAUCUCACAGGAAGAGGCGUGGCAGCGUGGUUCCCAUCACUCCCAUGCCGUCCUUCUCUGACAUGGACACACCAGAACUCAAAGGCAAACUCAACAGGUUCGGAGUUCGGCCUUUACCAAAGCGUCAAAUGAUCCUCAAACUCAAGGAGAUCCAUCAGUACACACACCAGCUGGCCAGCUCCGACUCCGAGGAGGACACCCCCCCGCAGAGGGAGGAGCCUCCCAGCGUGUCCUGCCAUCAAACAGGGAAGUUUAAAGAGCCCAGAGCUCCUGCUGCUGCGCCUCCGGUCAAACCCCGCCAUGGGGCGGAUGCGGGGCAGCUGUCUGCAUCUCAGGGCUCCAACACGUCUUCAGCCGCCUGCAGCGACGAGUCAGAGAGGUCCAACCAGGAGUUCCUCGUCUCUUCUGAUGGCGACUCCGACAGUGACGGCUGCAUUUCGUCCUCGCAGGCAGCGACGCGUCUCCAGGACCGCCUCCAUGCGGUCCGCAACUUCAUCCUGUCCCACUCCGAGCUGUACUGUCGGAUCCUGCAGUACCAGCCGCUGGUUCUGUCCCGGCUCCAGGAGCAGCUGAAGGCGGCCGGGAUCCGCCUGGGCGCCGCCAAGCUGAUGGACUACCUGGACUCUCAGUGCAUCACCUUCACCACGGCCAAGCCGGGCCAGCCCGCACCCGGCCGCUGCCGGGGCAACAGAACAGGCGGGGGGGCCAAAGCAGCCAGCAGGAAAAAAGCAGCAACAGACAAUCCUUAACUUUAACUCUUUAACACUUUAAACACAAAAUCUUAAACCUGUGGUAACCCGCUAACACGAUCCAGUAGAUUUCAAGGAGAAGAGCCGCUUUUCUUCUUGUCAAUCUACUGGAAUGAUCGUGUUAACAGUUGAUGAGGUGACACCUCAGGUGUUAAAGGGUUAAAGCAGAUUUGUUCCAAAAAGGAUGGACUGUUGGUGAUGUCUUCAAUUAAAUUAAAGACUUUGACAUGAUUGUGUUUGGAAUGUCAUCUUAACUGUUCAUACACUUUCCCAAGUUUUAUAUCUUGUGUUCAGAUGUUACAUCUUAAUAAAAAACAGCAGUUGUGUUUA